This is a messenger RNA of Rhizophagus irregularis DAOM 181602=DAOM 197198, 885 nucleotides long. NCBI's taxonomy places the organism in Eukaryota, Fungi, Glomeromycota, Glomeromycetes, Glomerales, Glomeraceae. The record is from RefSeq and is a predicted model, not a curated record.
AUGAUUCGAUACCUAUCCCUAGUUAAGACCCAUUCGUUAAUCUAUUUACCAUUUCACCAAACCACUCGCUAUAUUAAUUUCAAGGUAGGUUACUCAAAAGACGUGAGAUGGUUAGAUUCUCUCAAUGACAAGUGGAAUGAUUACGCCAAUUUUUUCGUUGGUGGCUUUCUCGAAGUUAUCUAUUCAAUAAAUGAUAGGACAUAUGCCCAAAUUGACGCUAAGCUAAUUGAUUACGAUGUAAGGUUUCGCCAUCUGAAUCACCAAACUUCUAUAACAACAACUCCAAGGAAACAAGUUAAUACAUUUGCACUGAGAAGAAAUGAAUCGGCUUCAAAAUCUGUUUUUAGCCCAAGAACAAGUUUGAUAAUUAUAGAUGAUACACAAGAAUUUGACGACUCUAACAAGAGAAAUUUGAUCAUUAUUGAUGAUGAUGAAUCAGCCAUCCAACCUACUACUGAUAACGAUGAACUAUCCAAGUUCGUCUCUUAUUACAAAAAAUUUAAAGAAUCUGAGAAGCAAGAUCAAUCAUCAAGAACGACCUCUUCUACAACUCAUUCAUCUCCCACUCCUACCUAUAGAUUACAAAAACGCAAAUUAUCGGAUUUAUGUAAUUUAGAAGAAUCCGAUAAUGAUCCUGAUAACGAUCCUAAUGAUCUUGCUAACAAUCCUGCGAUCCUGAAUGUACAUAUUAUAGAAAAGGAAGUGGUAGAGGCGGGAGAGGCGGAAGAGGCGGAAGUGGUGGAAGAGGAAUAUCAAGUUGAAAGUGAUAGUAAUACUAUUGAAAGUGAUAAAGAUACUGAUAUAAGCGAUGAAGAAGAAGACUCAAUUGCAAUAUUUUCAAGAAAGACACAUGUACAAGAAAUUCAUUAUGCCACUCUUUAUUAA